CAAAGAAUUCAUUUAAAAAUCUUUCAAAAAAUUUACCCUUCUGAAUUACAAAAACUGGUACCAGUAACAAAUUAGGCCUAACAAUGAAAUAAUUAAAGAUGGUAACUGUAAAUAUACUUUAAACUUUGAAAAAAUUAACAAUUAAAUAAAUAACAAUACUAUAAAAAUAAAUAACGAAGAAUCGAUCAUUUUGCGGGGCCCCCUUCAAAUAUAAAGUUUUUUAAAAUGUUCGUAAUUUCAAAGUAUAACUUGCGUAUUGCGUGGCACAACUAUUAUCCUUGCUGGUGGCAGGCGGUGGUGGUGGGUGACGGUGAGUAGCUUAAUGGUCCCCGGAGAAGCUGGGCCGUAGGCAGCCCAAGGAGGCAGAAGAUGGAGUGUCCCUCCGGGCGACCCUCUCCGAGGACAGCGGCUGGUGAAGCCUCACAUCCGGGACCUCAUCUGACGUUCUCGGCACACUAAACUACAUUUUACUGAAGAUUAGGUUAUGUUCGGUUCCUCAAUGAUCGGAGAGAAACUGUUAGAAAUGAAAACCCAAAUAUGCCAUUUUCUGAAAUAACUAAGAUUCUUGCGGGAGAAUGGAGCAACCUUCCAGCAGAGGAAAAACAGCAAUAUCUAGAUGCUGCUGAUCAAGAUAAAGAGCGUUAUAAUGAGGAGAUGAAUGCCUACAAGAAAACAGAAGCUUACCGACUGUUUACUCAGAAACAAGCUAACAAAAAACAGAAAGAGGAAUCUCAAGAUGAGGAAAUGGUUGAAAAAGAGGCAGAACAAAUUUUUACUGGAUAUGACAUUCCAAUAUUCACGGAAGAGUUUUUAGAUCACAAUAAAGCUCGGGAGGCGGAGUUAAGGCAGCUGCGGAAGAGCAACACGGACUACGAGCAGCAGAACGCAACUCUGCAAAAGCACAUGGAGAAUAUGAGAGCUGCGUUGGACAAACUGGCAGCAGAUACAGAGCAUCAACGCAGCAACAACCUCAUGCUGCAGCAACAUCUGGACCAG
Molecule: messenger RNA, 996 nt
Organism: Macrosteles quadrilineatus (aster leafhopper)
Lineage: Eukaryota; Metazoa; Arthropoda; Insecta; Hemiptera; Cicadellidae
Product: high mobility group protein 20A-like
Exons: 5
Biological process (GO): regulation of gene expression
Cellular component (GO): nucleus
Source: RefSeq, a predicted model, not a curated record